Molecule: messenger RNA, 2535 nt
Organism: Adineta steineri
Lineage: Eukaryota; Metazoa; Rotifera; Eurotatoria; Adinetida; Adinetidae
Source: the annotation of a GenBank genome assembly
AUGAAUCUUCGUCUUGUCGUAUUAAUAGGAAUCAUUCUUACUUGUUUCUCGUAUACAAAUUGUACAUUUAAAUAUUCAACUGAAUCAUAUCAUUCACUUUAUAGUACAGUUGGUAAUCCAAAUAUAUCACCUGAAUAUGAUUGUGCACUUCGAGCAUUUACUAUUGAAAUGGCUGCAUAUAUUGCACCUCCAGCUGUAAAAACGAAUUGGACAACACUUACUCAAAGUGCUUUUCAAAUGAAUCAAUGUAAUAAUACUUUAUAUUCUACUUAUCAAUCAUAUAAUCGUCAUCAUAAAGCAUUCAAUAAACCAUUAAAAACAAAUCAACAAACUUGUUAUCAUAAAAUAUUUGUACAUGAUAUAAAAGGUAAUGAUUUAUUUGAUGGAACAUUCGAGCAACCAAAAAAAACUAUACAAGCAGCAUUAUCUUUAACACGUAUUCUACGUACUGGCUAUGGUAAUGAAAAUAUAUUAUGUAUUAUUAUACGUGGUGGAACUUAUUAUCUUGGAACAAAUGCUACUUCGACAAGUAGUCAAAUAGGUGCUAUUGCAUUAACAAGUAAUGAUAGUAAUCUUAUUAUUGAAAAUUAUGAAAAUGAACGUGUUGUAUUGAGUGGUGGUACAUUAUUAGAAUUAAAAUGGUCUGUUCAUGCUAAGACAUUAACUGGUGGAACAAUUAUGAAAGCUCAAAUACCAUCGUCAAUUAAUCUUGAUCAAUUUAAUGAAUUAUAUAUCGAUAAUAAACGAGCAAUCGUUGCUAAAUAUCCAAAUGGUGAUCCAUCAACUCAAGGGCUAUAUUCUCAAGAUCCAGGAUUUUCUUAUAAUUCACAAAGUUGGAUAUCACCGAUUCAUCGUCCAAGUGUAGAAAUUCAUAUACAAGAACCUUAUCGAAAUGGUACCGUAUUCUCUAAUUAUCAACUUGGUGUUGGUGGUGGUGCAUCUGUUUUCAAUCCACCCACGAGCUUCUGGAGUACUACCUCACCACCUCAGGGCAAUAAUUAUGUUGUUCCUCGUGGUCUUGUCGUGAAAAGUGAUGCAUUGCCUCAUAUUCGUAAUUGGAGUGAGCCAACUACUGGGCUUGUCCAUGCGUUUCAUUCUGGCUAUUGGGGUAGCUGGAUAUUCGAGAUAGCAUCGGUUAACACAUCACAAAACACGAUCAUGUUUGGUCGAGGAGGUUUUCAAGAAGCACGUGGUUCUGAUUCUGGAGGUGCAUUCUAUAUUUCUAAUAUUUUCGAAGAACUCGAUUCACCAAAUGAAUGGUUUGUAGAUAGACAUACUCGUACUCUCUAUUUCAUGCCCAAUGAAACAAUGCCCGAUGUGUUUGUGGCUAGUCAAAUUCCAUGUCUCAUCUCCGUAAGCGGAAGUAGCAUGGAAAAUUCUGUUCGAAAUGUGAUAAUUCGUGGUCUGAUAAUGACAGAAACAAGUAGUACUUACAUAAAAGAUUACAUGGUACCAAGUGGUGGUGACUGGUCUGUUCAUCGAGGUGGUACGAUGUAUCUGACAAACACAAAAAAUAUUACCAUUACGCAUAAUUUAUUCACACAAGUGGGUAGUAAUGGCAUUGCUGUGAUAGAUUAUAAUGGUGAAACUCAGAUUACGCUGAAUGAAUUUGUUUGGUUAGGCGAAUCAGGUAUCGUUCUAGUUGGUAGUACGAAUGGAAUUGAUGGUUUUAGUGUGGUUAGUCAGCCUGCAAAUACUCUAAUAGAAUCGAAUUUAAUUCACGAGAGUGGUAUCUAUGUGAAACAAUCAUCACCUGUACUGAUCUCUGUAAGUCGAAGUGUAUCAGUGAUACGAAAUCUAAUGUUUAAUAUACCACGAGCAGCAAUCAAUGUGAAUGAUGGAUUCUAUGGGAAUCAUACAAUUAGUUAUAACGUUAUCUUUAAUACUGUACGCGAAACUAGUGAUCAUGGAACUAUUAAUACUUGGGAUCGACAACCUUUUCUUAGUGAUGCUGUUCAAUCCGAUGUUCCAUCACUUUGGCAACAUACAAGCUAUAUUCAUCAUAAUGUUCUUUACAAUAAUUAUAAUUCUUUUUAUCCUAUCGAUCAUGAUGAUGGUAGUUGUUUCUAUGAAGAUAGUUAUAAUUUUCAAGUAUAUGGUGGAAAGAAAAAUUAUUUAGGUCAUUCAAAAAUGGAUCAUCAUGAAAUUUAUGUAUAUCCUGAUACAAAAUCUAGUCAAGGAACAGGUGUUUGCAUUGCAGAUCAAGCUCCAUCGCGAGGUUCCAGUGGUUGGAAUGAAGUUUGGAUUGAAAAUACUUGUAUACUCUACAAUAGUUCUGUACCAUAUAAUAUUUGGAAUUGCGAUACAGCCAAUCUUUUUGUACCUUAUUUAGCAUCGAAUAGAAUCUACAUUCCAUCCGGUACACAAGUCGCAUUUACAUGCAAUAUCAAUGGUACCAGUGCACAACUUAGUUUAGAUCAAUGGCAAUCAUAUGGAUUGGAUAUUGGUACUACUGUACAAUCUGCACCAAAUAUUGAAACAAUUAUUCAAUGGGGUCGAGAAAUGUUACAAAAUACAAUACGAAACAACUUGUAA